Microplitis mediator is the source of this 4916-nucleotide messenger RNA. It is a transcript of the gene me31B, whose product is annotated as ATP-dependent RNA helicase me31b. The transcript has 7 exons. Gene Ontology annotation, molecular function: ATP binding; RNA helicase activity; mRNA binding. Bases 656 to 1990 code for a protein of 444 amino acids. Gene Ontology annotation, biological process: cytoplasmic stress granule assembly; P-body assembly. Lineage: Eukaryota; Metazoa; Arthropoda; Insecta; Hymenoptera; Braconidae. Gene Ontology annotation, cellular component: P-body; cytoplasmic stress granule. The record is from RefSeq and is a predicted model, not a curated record.
UCUUUCAUAAAAGAUACCAAGUGUAUUAUUCACCAAGUAAAUUAUCGUCCGCAUUUAGCGCAGUGCGUUAGUUGCCGAUUAAAUAAAUAAAAUAAUUUAAACUUCAAGUUCUACUUAAAAAAUUUUAUUUGAAUUUAAAAAAAAAACAACAAACAAUUAAUUAAUUAAUAAAUAUAAAUUACAAAAUAAAUAACAAGUUUAUCAACAAAGAAAGUUUGAAAAUUAAUUUUAGCUUUAUAAUUUAUAAAUAUAUUUAAUUACAAUAAAUAUGAAUAUUAUUUUGUAAAAAAAAUAUAUAAUAAGUGGACGCGUAGAGACGCUCGAGAACAUUUUUGUGAGAGAGAGUGAGAAGGCGCGAGUUUUAACUGCAGAUUAAGAGAGAAAGAAUUAUUGUCGGAAGGGAGAACAAGGAGUAAUAUUGUAUAUAUAUAUAUACAUAUAUAUAACAUAUAACGUUAGUUAAAACGUAUGAGCGGUUGUUGGUGUGUUCUCUCUCGUAGCGCAUACGGCUAAAGAUCGAAACUUGACAUUGGGUCUGGACGGCCAUUUUGGCAUUUUGUGUUCACCAUUCAAGUGAUACGCUUCGAUAUAAAAUAUACAAUCUCUGGCCAUCCUUUUCACGUUUAAGAAGAUAGAGUAAAACUGCGUUAUCGAAAUGAUGACCGAAACGCAUAUUAAUUCCAAUCACAUGUUGAAUUCGGGCUUGGGCUCAAAGUCAGAGCUCGAAAAAAUGGACGAUGUUGGCUGGAAAUCCAAACUGAGAAUUCCACCGCGAGAUAAGCGAAUUAAAACAAGUGAUGUUACAAACACACGUGGUAAUGAAUUUGAAGAGUUUUGUUUAAAACGUGAACUAUUGAUGGGAAUAUUUGAGAAAGGAUGGGAAAAACCAUCUCCUAUUCAAGAAGCUAGUAUUCCAAUUGCAUUGUCCGGCAAAGACAUUUUAGCGCGUGCUAAAAACGGUACAGGAAAAACUGGAGCAUAUUCUAUUCCUGUCUUGGAACAGGUUGACCCACGAAAAGACGUAAUUCAAGCUUUAGUGAUAGUGCCUACUCGAGAGUUGGCAUUACAGACAUCUCAAAUUUGUAUUGAACUUGCUAAACAUAUGGAUGUUAAAGUUAUGGUAACUACCGGUGGAACAAACUUACGUGAUGACAUUAUGAGGAUUUAUCAAAAAGUUCACGUGAUCAUCGCCACACCGGGAAGAAUUCUUGACUUGAUGGACAAAAAUGUCGCAACCAUGGAUCACUGCAGGAUUUUAGUACUAGAUGAGGCUGACAAACUUCUCUCACAAGAUUUCAAAGGAAUGUUGGAUCACGUGAUUUCCAGAUUGCCAAAGGAACGACAAAUAUUGCUGUAUUCAGCCACGUUCCCACUGACCGUUAAGCAAUUUAUGGAAAAACACUUGAGAGAUCCAUACGAGAUCAAUUUAAUGGAGGAGUUGACGCUAAAAGGUGUUACACAAUACUAUGCAUUUGUACAAGAGCGACAAAAAGUCCAUUGCCUCAAUACACUGUUUUCGAAGUUACAAAUAAAUCAGAGUAUUAUAUUCUGUAACUCGACGCAACGUGUUGAACUGUUAGCUAAGAAAAUAACAGAUUUGGGAUACUGUUGCUACUACAUACACGCCAAAAUGGCUCAAGCACACAGAAAUCGCGUUUUCCAUGAUUUCCGCGCCGGUCUUUGCCGAAACUUGGUGAGCAGUGAUUUAUUCACACGUGGUAUCGACGUACAAGCAGUAAAUGUCGUGAUAAACUUUGAUUUUCCUAAAAUGGCCGAGACGUAUUUACAUCGUAUCGGUAGAUCUGGUCGAUUCGGUCAUCUAGGUAUUGCCAUAAAUCUAAUAACUUACGAAGAUCGUUUUAAUCUUCAUCGCAUUGAACAAGAACUUGGUACCGAAAUAAAACCAAUUCCCAAGGUGAUAGAUCCUAGUUUAUACGUAGCACGACCUGAGGACAAUACUAGUUUGGAUGAAGGUAAUGUGUCCAAGUAGUUUCUUCAAUUAAAAGUAAUAUUAAUAAAUAUAAUUUAAACAACAACAACAACAAUAAAAACAACAACAAAUGGAGAAACAAGUGAUUUGUGACUCGUACUACACGUGGCAUAUCCAUUAUUAACUUCGAACACAUCGAUAUGAGCGUAUAAAUAAUCAAGGUAGUGAAUUAUUAUUUGAAAUAAUAUAAAUAGAUGGAAAAAAAAAUAAAUAAUUAUUAAAAGAAUCGUUACUUAAGUCUUGGGGUGCGCGUCAGUGUCGAUAAGAAUAUAAAUAAUGGGAACAGCAAGUGCUUUUGAGGAUAAACUUAAUAGAUACACAAAAGACUUUUGAAUAAACGGGGAAAAAUAUAAAAUUAUAAAUUCAUCGUAACAAAAUAUUAUAAAAGUUUAUAAAUAAAUGUGUUACUUGUACAUAAAAUUAAUUGCCGAGCAUUGGUAAAAAAAUAAGAAAAGAAGUUGAGAAAAAAAAGUAUAUGAAAAUUUAUUAUUUAUAUUUUUUCGCUCGGUUUAUAAUUAAAACUAAUGAUAAAAAAAAGAAAUUUAAACAAAAACUCAGUGACUGAAGAAGUGAACGUCAGUGUGCAAGUGCGAGUCAUUUUUCUUUGUAAAUAGAUAUUACUUAUAAGUGUAAAUAAUUAAUUAUAAUUAGCUCAGAGUCAAGCCAUUAUCAAGUGCACAAUGCGUAGAAGGAAAACAAAUAAAUAAUUUAAAAUAAUUUUUAUUAUUAAUUAUCUAAAUAAUUAAUAAUUUAAAAAUAUUAAUUAACAUUAACAUAUAUAAAUAAAUAUAUAUACAUUGAAAACAAAGUAAAAAUCAUACUUACACAAAAAUAAACGUUAAAUACACACGUGAAUUUAGUCCGUCAUUGCAUUUUAUCGUAAAUGUAAAUACAGCAUGAGAUAUAUCAUUUUAUUAGUAAAAAAAAAAAAGCAAAAAAAAAUUUUUGAUACGAAAGGCCUCAUACUUUCAAUAUUCCUUCUACUUUUUUUUUGUUACUUGAAAUUUAAAAAAAAAGUAAAGUCUUUGAUUAAAAUCCAUAAGCCGAAAUAAAAAUAAUAAAUUAACGGCUUAGUAUAUAUAUACACAUGUAUGUAUAUAUAUGUAAUAAAUUUUACAGUCUUCAUUCUUCAUUUAGUUUAUGUUUUAAAACGUUUAUUAUUUUUUUUUUCUAGCUCCUGAAGCUUUAAAUUAUGAGUGCGAAUGUACCAGGCAUCAGACAAAUUUAAAACUGUAAAUAAAUAUAGUAAAUAAUUUAAAAAAAAAUAUUUGAAAAAAAUGCGCUUAUUAAUUUAAAAAUUUUUUAAACGCGCAUUUUUUUUAUUUAUUUACUAUAUUUAUUUAUAGUUUUAAAUUUGUCGAUGUCUGCUGCAUUCACACUCAUUAAAUUAUAGGAUAUAUUUAUAUACAUAAUUCAUAAUAUCAAUUUUUUUUUUAUUUUUUACUUGUAAAAAAUAAAAUCAGUAAUUUACAAAAUGUGUGCAAAGAAUUUAAAAUAUAAAAUGUAUAGGUUGAUUGUGGCUUGAUUUUGUAAUCUCAGUACUGUCAUAAAAGCAACUCUGAAGUUCUAAUCACAAAUAAAACAAAAUGUAAUUACUUACAAAAAAAAAUAAUUGCAAAUCCAAGUGAAUAUUUUUUGUUUAUAAGAAAAAAAAUUAAUUUUUUCCGUUUUUUUUUUGUAAAAAUAUAAAAUUUUUUUGUUUAUUUUAUAAUACUGUGAUUGAGAAUCAGAGAUUGUAUAAAUUGACUAGUUUUAUACAUUUAUUUUUAUAAUUAUUUGGCUAAUGGGUUACGUGAGACACAGGGAUCGUAAAACAAUAAUAAAAUUUAAUUAUAAAUAAUCGCGAGUAUUUACGACAAAAAAAAAUUAAAAAAAUGUUAAUUUGGAUUCAAUUAAAUUAACGAAAUUACGGUAUCGAAAUAGAAUUUGUUAUAUAUAUUUUUAUCCGUACUAAAUAUAUACACGUAUAAAAUUUAUCACAACGGUGCUGGUGCUGGAAAUAAAUUAGAGUAAAAAAAAAUGCUAAUCAUUGUCUGCGAAAAUGUCGGAGCGAAUGAUAAAAUACAAAUUUUUUUUACCCCAACGAUCUCGUGUCCAUGAAUCACAUUAUAUAUUUUUUUUUUUUCUCUAAACGUUAAAAAUAUCGCAAGAAAUACAGACGGAAGAUAAUCCGUUGCAUUGUAAAAUAGUAAAAAAUAAUAAUAACGAUUAAUAAAUAUAAUAACAAUUAUAAUAAAAUGUGUAUUAAGUCUGGUGACGUGUCAAGACAGACUUGAGCCAUUUAUUUGUAUAUGUAAUAAUAUAGCGGGCCAACAAAACGAAUUAGCUUCGCGGUAGAAGCGCGCGCGGUUUUUCAGUCGUGAUAUAAACUACAAAUGAAAUAAAUAAAAUAAAAUUUAAAAAGUACACAACAAUAAUUAUGAGAAACGGUUUAAUCUUGCAACGAAAAUAAAAAUAUAUUUUAUUUUUAUUUACAAUACGUUUUUUUUUUCUUUUCUUUCGCUAAAAUUUAUAAUUGCCAAUUAAAAGAUUAAAUAAAUAAACAAUUAUAAUUACAAAUCGAUGACCUUGUCUCACGCCCAGGUCAAUUAGCAAUCGACAAUCAAUGAUGAUACGAGUUAAGCGUGCCUCGUAUCAACAUUGCAAUCAAGUCAUCAAAGAGAUCGUAUUGCUUUUAAAUGAAACAAAAUAUCCAUUUAAAAUAAACUGUUUCUUUAAAAAAAAUUUUCAAAUUUUUAAAUUAAAACUUGAAGUUUUAAGUAAAAAAUCUUUUUCAACGUAUGAAAGUAUGAUCUCAGAGUGUAUUGUGUGAAUGUGUGUAAAAAAAUACAAAACAAAAAAAUAACAAAAAAAAUAUAACGAAAAAAAUUGUACAUUAAAUUUCGUUGCUGCUACACCAGAGAUUAAGAUGAAAAAAAAAAAUAAA